AUGAGUGCGCCAAAAAAAAGUAAAACUUAUCAUUUCAACGAUGAAUGGGAAGAAGAAUUCUUAUUUACCAUGGUGAAAGACAAGUGUAUUUGUCUUGUUUGUCGAGCUUCAGUAGCUUUGCCUAAACGCGGCAACUUAGAAAGGCAUCAUAAAUCCUUGCAUAAAAUUUACGAAAGUGAUUUUCCUCUCAAAAGUGAAAUAAGACGUCAGAAAGUUCAAGAUCUGAAAGGAGAUAAAUCUGACGCACUGUUAAAACGUCAGUAAGAGCAUACAACUCAAUAGUGGGGAAAUAAGCUGGUUUGCCGAUAAUAACCUUAAGCACCGCUCUUUGAGCUCUUUCUAGUCGCAAAAGUUCUGUUUUUCCUGAGCUUCCCCAGACGGAGAUACAAUAUGAAAGAACAGAUUGUCCCAAUGCAUAGUAGACUUUUUUUAAUGUAUCAUAAUCAGCUACAUGUCUGAGGUUCUUGAAGACGUAAAUAAGUUUUCUGAUACGACCAACCGUGUUUUUUAUAUGUACCUUCCAUGUCAACAGACCAUCCACGUGUACUCCCAAAUAUCUAAUCUGGGUUACAUGUGUAAUUUGAGUACAUUCACAAUUUACACAUGUUUGUGGAGGAGACUUAUGAGCAAAGAUAUGGAACGGGAAGGAUGGUAAAGACACUCUAGCAGGGGAAAAAGUUAUGAAGUUAGUUUUCGUUAGAUUUAAUGUUAAUAAAUUUAGGGAUAGCCAUUUCAUAACAAUAUGCAGAGCGAAUUCCGCAUUAGCAUGAACAUUUAACCAAUCUGUACCAUGCACUAGUAAAGCAGUAUCAUCUGCAUAUAUUAAAAUUCUACAGUUUGGCAGAGUGAGUUUGCAAAGUUCAUUUAUAUAUAUAUUGAAAAGGGUAGGUCCUAAGACGCUUCCCUGGGGGACACCGAAAUGGAGAUUCUCAUCAUGGCUAACGAUGUCAUCUAUUUUAACACAUUGACGGCGGUUACUAAGGUAGCUCUCGAAAAUUUUGUGAACCACACCCCUGAUCCCAAUCUCCGACAGCUUGUUCAAUAGGAGCGGGACGGAAACUGUGUCAAAGGCCUUAGAAAGAUCUAGAAAAAGCCCAAUAGUUUGAACUUUUGAGUUAAAGUUUUUUAUUACUGCUCCUGUCAGAUCAAGCAAGGCAUCUUCAGUGGACUUUCCUCGACGGAAGCCAUAUUGGUUAUCCGCAAUUAUAUUAUUGGUAUCGAGAUAACCGAGGAGCCUACAAUUUAAGAUCUUUUCAAGGAUUUUGGAUAGCGUAGUUAAAACGGAUAUAGGUCUAUAAUUGUUGACACUGCCAAUCCACUGAUAUGAUUGACACUGCCCAGCUAUGUGUGUUUAUUCGGAUGGCAUUUCCAGAUACGUCGUCUAAAGAAGAGUUCUUAACAAUCAUACCUUUGAAAGAAACCACUCGCGGUUCAGACAUAUACGAUGCUUUUCUAAGUUUUGCGAAAAACUACGAGCUGCCUCUGUAUAAACUAGUGUGCAUAACAACAGAUGGAGCACCAUCAAUGACUGGAAAGACUAAUGGAUUUGUGGCACUGUGCAGAGCUAAUGAAGACCUCCCAUCUUUUUUUUCUUUUCAUUGCGUCAUUCAUCAGCAGGUGUUGUGUUCGAAAGUACUGAACAUGGCAGAUGUGAUGAGCAUCACUAUGAAGAUCGUAAAUUCUAUACGAGCCAGAAGCUUGCAACGACGCCUCUUCAAAGUGCAAUUGGAGGCCAGCGAAUCUGAGCACACAGAUUUAUUGCUCCAUACAGACGUAAGGUGGCUGAGCCGGGGAAAGUUCUUAGAACGGUUUCAAGAAUUACUACCUGAAAUCAUUUCUUUUCUGGAUCAAAGGGGUGAUGACACGGAGAUUCUUAAAAGUGAAAGUUGGCUGUGUGAUUUGGCUUUCCUUACUGAUGUGACUGGUCAUUUGAAUUCUAUAAACCUGGAACUACAAGGGAAAGAUAAAACUAUUAUGGACAUGAUUAGCACAAUUAACUCAUUUAAAAGUAAAUUGCAGCUUCUGAUCAACCAACUGAAAAAAAAGGACUUGAAAAAUUUUGCGUGUUUGAAAGCAAAAACAAGCGCCGUAAUAAAUUAUAAUAAAUACGAAACAGAACUUGGAAAUAUUCUCAGCGAGUUUGAAAGACGUUUUUCUGACUUACAAAAAUUGACGAACGUUGUUACUUUCAUGAUUUAUCCUUUUUCUUGUGUGGAUGUUGAAAUUACUGCUUCUGAAAUAUCGAACACUUUUGACAUGGAUUUGUCUUCUCUCGAAAACGAGAUGAUACAGAUCAUUUCAGAUGUUCACCUAAAAGCCAAAGCAACAGAUAUCAGUUUUUGGUCUCUUUUGACCCAAGAAAAAUACCCAAGUCUCCAACAAAUCGCACAGCAAUUAACUGCUUUGUUUGGGUCGACGUAUUUGUGCGAAUCUGCGUUUUCUGAAAUGAAAAUAAUUAAAUCCAAAUACCGCAAUCGACUUACCGACGAACAUUUGUCUUCCUGUUUACGUUUGGCACUUACUAAAUACGUGCCUUCCUAUGAGAAAUUAGCAGAAAAUACGCAGUGCCAUGCAUCGACCUCUAUGUAA
Messenger RNA from Diatraea saccharalis (sugarcane borer), 2589 nucleotides. Lineage: Eukaryota; Metazoa; Arthropoda; Insecta; Lepidoptera; Crambidae. The record is from the annotation of a GenBank genome assembly.